Daldinia loculata is the source of this 732-nucleotide messenger RNA. RefSeq lists its product as uncharacterized. The record is from RefSeq and is a predicted model, not a curated record. Lineage: Eukaryota; Fungi; Ascomycota; Sordariomycetes; Xylariales; Hypoxylaceae. The annotation marks the transcript as partial. The transcript has a single exon.
AGAAUCUUAGAGUAUUUAAAUUCGAAGUCAGAGCAUUGUAAGUAAUCCUAUUAAAUGGGUUAUGGUCUCAAGCCCUGUUCUCCUUAUAUCUCUGGUCAAACUUAGCUCACAUCACCAUCAGGGCCAGUGACGAUGCUCCCUUCGAAUUGAAAUGGCUAGAGCGCUUACUUUGUCACCAGUCCCACUCUCUAGAACACAUCUCGUUUACGCAUAAGUAGUAUGAGGAAGACCUCAGGCUCGCCAGCGAAACCCAAAUCGAACCCAUGUCCUUUUCCAAUUUCAUCAUUUUGAAGACGAUAGAAAUUUCACCAGCAUUCGUCUUCGGUAGCUACGUGCUCCAGCUGGAAAGAAGGGGAUUCCUCCGUUCGGUUGGAGUUCCCGACCCUUCGGCUUUGAGCAUCGAAUCUACAAAGUCGUAUAUCAUAGAGACGCUCCCUAGGUCGAUAGAAAUCUUAUCCCUGGUAAUAUGAGGGGGAUUAUGGGGCUUACCAAGCGAGGGAAUUAGAUGAUUCAGAUUUUCAAGGCCGAGAGGAGGAAGAUGACGACGACGAUGAUAGUGGAGAGGAUGAUAGUGAAGAGGGUGAGGAAGACGAUUACUAGAUAAUUCUUAGCAUUCGGCUUGCUGGAAUUUUAUACUCGAGGCUUGCGGAUUUGCUUUGCCCCUUGAUCAUACAAUUUAAAAAAGAAAUAUUCCCGAGGCGCUUCCCGGGGCAUUAUUAGCUUUAGUUAUUA